Molecule: messenger RNA, 741 nt
Organism: Entamoeba dispar SAW760
Lineage: Eukaryota; Evosea; Mastigamoebida; Endamoebidae
Exons: 1
Coding region: 1-741 (246 amino acids)
Biological process (GO): tRNA modification
Molecular function (GO): RNA binding
Source: RefSeq, a predicted model, not a curated record
AUGGCGAAAGAGGAACGUUCAAUCAAGACAAAAGUUAAAAAGACAUAUUCUGAAAUGAAAGAAAUUAACGAGAUUCAAUCUCACUAUAAUAAUACAAGAGGGUUACUUAUUAGUCAUAACCUUAAAAGAGAACGUGGAAGUAAAAAAGAAGUUAAUGACUUAUUAGACAGAUUUUUAGUAGAAGAUGAAAACAAAAAUUUUGAAGAUAAUACAAUUAGACAUGAAGAAAAAGAUGAUGUUGACCAACAACUAGCAAAAGAAUUAGAGGCAUUAAAGAAAAAGAAUUUUAUUUAUGAAACAGGUGUUGAAUGUAUGUUGUAUUGUGAAGUACCUUAUGAUGCGAUUCAAGUUGUUUCACAAUUAUUUGAUGGAGCAAAGAAAGAAAGGAUAGUAAUGAAAGAAACACAAAAAAUUGUACCUUUACAGAAAGUUGAUAUGGCAUCUUCUAUGGAAAAACUUCUCAAAUCAGUAAAAGAAUUAUUAAAUGAGGUUCAUAGAGAAAAUUAUAACACUUUUGCUAUUUCAUAUAAUUGUCGUCAUAAUUCAAAUUAUAGUAGAGAUAUAGUUAUUAAAAAUGUAGCUGAUUUGAUGCCAAAAGAAUGGAAAGUAAAUUUAAAAGACCCAGACGUUACUGUUAUGAUAGAAAUAUUUUAUAGAGGAUUUGGAGUAUCUUUUGUAGAAAGAGAGGUUAUGAAGAAAUAUAAUCAUUUCAAUAUUCAACGAUAUAUACAAUCUGAAUAA